UAACAGCUAAAGUGGUUGCAACAACGCCUUCAGCUGUUACUUAUUCACAAUACAGCAAAGCCUCUCGUACCUUAUUGCUUACAUAUAUAUUUAUUAACCGAAUUCAUUGAAAAUGUAUUAAUGAACUAUCAAUCGCCGCUGUAAUGACCUGACGAUCCCUGGAAAUAUUUAAAAAACGUUAUCAGACAAUCUAGCUCAAGAGGUUUGGGGGUGAGCUGUGGAAAGGUCAGCUGGUCAUUGUGUUUGGGAAGUAUGCCGGUCAGACCUUUAGGUGGCUUCUGGAAAACGAUGUCGGCUGGUUGGUGUGGUUGCUGUUCCAGUACUGCCAGCAGGGAGAGCAGAACGAGCUGCUGAAGUGGCAGAAGGAACGACUGCUCGAGUACGCCAGAGAUUUCCCUCCUGUCACAUGGCACCUUGAAAGGAGGUUGAAGUGUAAAAGUUGUGAGAAGAGAGAAAGAAAGAGAGGUGGAGAUCUGUGCGAGUUGUUGUAAGGAAAAGGUGUGUUUGGAGAGCAGACAGAGGGAAGCUUUGUAUACCUCUUGGACAGGUGCACGGAGCUUCUUUGCAAGCCACAUAUGAUGUUAUCGCUACUGUUCUGUGUUCUGUUGCUCUUUCUGAGUCAGGGUGCUGAUACCCAGCAGAAGCUUCGAGGAGGGACAGGUGUGGCAGAAAGGAAGCAGUUUUGUAGCUGGCCAUGUAAAUGUGGCGUCCGACAGCAUUGCGCCCCUGGGGUCAGCUCUGUUUUGGAUGGCUGUGGGUGCUGCAAAACCUGCGCACGGCAAAUUGGAGAACCAUGCAAUGAAAGGGAUAUCUGUGAUCCGCACAAAAGUUUAUACUGCGACUUUUCCAAAGACAAGCCACGUUUUGAAGCUGGUGUCUGUGCUUACAUGAUGGGGGUGGGUUGUGAUCUGAAUGGGGCUCACUAUGACAAUGGACAGGCCUUCCAGCCCAACCCACUUUACAAGUGUACUUGCAUUGCUGGAGCCAUUGGCUGUACCCCUGUCUUCAUUGAAAAACCUGCAGGGAUGCUGAACGCCACUCCCCUCCAGAGCAAAACGCUAACAGGUCUUAAGAAUAACAGUAGGCCCAAACAUCAGCAGGACACCAACUACAUGUCAGCUUACAGGGAUCCUCCUUUAGCCUGGAAGAAGAAUUGCUUGGUGCAGACAACGCCCUGGUCAGCCUGUUCACGUACCUGUGGCAUCGGCAUCUCCGUACGGGUCAACAAUGACAACAGCAAGUGUGAGAUGAGAAAGGAACGCAGACUCUGUCUACUUCGACCAUGUGAAAAGAAAGCUCUGAAAGAGCUGAAGAUGCCAAAAGGGAAGACCUGCAGACCGAAAUUCCAGGCCAGCAAAGCCGAGAAGCUGUCUCUCUCUGGCUGCACAAGUGUUAAAAAGUACAAGCCCAUGUACUGUGGGAUCUGCACAGACAAGCGCUGCUGCAUUCCCAAUAAAUCAAAAAUAGUGAGCAUAGAUUUCCACUGCAAAGGAGGAUCCAGUGUACGCUGGAAGAUGCAGUGGAUCACUUCAUGUGUGUGUCAGAGGAAGUGUAAUGAACCGGACGACAUGUUCUCAGAGCUACACUUAAUAUAAAACAGACACACAGGGAGAGGAAAUGUGAGGAAUGGUUAUUCUUUAGCUUUACCUAAUGUUUGCUAUAGCGUAUACAACAGUUCUUUCUGGUUCUCGUAUUUGAAUGGCUCAGGGCCUUUUUCAGUUAUGCAACAUUUUAGCAGUAUCACCACACUGUUUCACUGCUUGUAUUAUUCCACCACUGGUUGUUUUAGAAUUAGUACUGGAGGCUUGUUUAAGCUCUUAAGUGUUCAUCCUUAUUUUGCCAAGUCAGAGAUGUCAUCAGGGCAACAUAUUGUUUUGACCCAAGGACAAAAUUUUUGUAAACAAAACCUAAACCCACCCCAAACCCCAACCAUAACUGAACCCUAAAAUUAGAGGAUAAUGAAGUGAAAAACAAUGGUCUAAAAGCAGCUAAACCUGGUUGUGAGCUUAAACCUAAAAAAAACCUGUAAACUUUUCUGAAAUCUGAUUGGUUUAUUCAAAUGUUGUUCCGGGGUCAACAUAAUGUUGCCUUGAGGACAUUAACCACUUGGCAAAAUCAGGAGAGCCGCACUUAAGCGGUACAGUCAGAUAUGUGUGACUAGAAAAAGCUGUCACCAGAUGGAACGGUCACACACGGCACAAACACUCUCUUUAAAACAGUGGUUCUCAAACUGGGGGCCGCGAGAUGGUGCCAGGGGGGCCCCAGUUUUAUGACAUUUUAUAAAAUACAUUCAUUUAUCAUGAAUUCUGUGUACAGUAAUGAAACCAAAAAAAAUCAGGCUUCUAACAAACAUCACUACUUUGUAUAACUUAAUAUGUUUUG
Molecule: messenger RNA, 2382 nt
Organism: Paramisgurnus dabryanus
Lineage: Eukaryota; Metazoa; Chordata; Actinopteri; Cypriniformes; Cobitidae
Gene: ccn6
Product: cellular communication network factor 6
Biological process (GO): signal transduction; cell adhesion; positive regulation of cell differentiation
Cellular component (GO): extracellular matrix; extracellular region
Molecular function (GO): heparin binding; integrin binding
Source: RefSeq, a predicted model, not a curated record